This is a messenger RNA of Otolemur garnettii (small-eared galago), 3592 nucleotides long. RefSeq names its product DNA polymerase delta 1, catalytic subunit (gene POLD1). Gene Ontology annotation, biological process: DNA replication proofreading; nucleotide-excision repair, DNA gap filling; DNA-templated DNA replication. Gene Ontology annotation, molecular function: 3'-5'-DNA exonuclease activity; nucleotide binding; DNA-directed DNA polymerase activity. NCBI's taxonomy places the organism in Eukaryota, Metazoa, Chordata, Mammalia, Primates, Galagidae. Gene Ontology annotation, cellular component: delta DNA polymerase complex. The record is from RefSeq and is a predicted model, not a curated record.
GGCGGGAAACGCUGUUUGAAGUGGUCUGUGACACGCACGGCUGUAGAAGGAGAACUACAGCAGGAACAAGUCAAGGAGAAGGUCCCUGCCUUGUGAAGACGGAAGGUAGACAAGUAAUAAGUAACGGAUGGAUGGCAAGCGGCGGCCAGGCCCAGGGCCAGGGGUACCCUCAAAGCGGUCCCGUAAGGACCUCUGGGAUGAGGAUGAGACACCUCAGCCAUCCCAGUUUGAGGAGGACCUGGCUCUGCUGGAGGAGAUGGAGGCAGAGCACAGGCUACAGGAACAGGAGGAGGAGGAGCUACAUUCGGCCCUGGAGGGGGCCACAGAUGGGCAGUUCUCCCUGUCAGCCAUAGACUCCCGCUGGCUUCGGCCCACCUUGCCACCCCCUGACCCCCAGGCAGAGCCCCUCAUCUUCCAACAGUUGGAGAUCGACCAUUAUGUGGGCCCAGCAUGUCCUCUGCCUGGAAGGCCCCUGCCAUCUACUGGCUCUGUGCCUGUGCUCCGUGCCUUUGGGGUCACGGAUGAGGGCAUCUCUGUAUGCUGCCACAUCCAUGGCUUUGCGCCUUACUUCUACACUCCGGCACCCCUUGGUUUUGGGCCUGAGCACCUGAGUGACCUGCAGCGAGAGCUGAACGGGGCCAUCAGCCGGGACCAGCGUGGGGGAAAGGAGCUUGCUGGGCCAGCAGUGGUGGCUGUGGAGCUGUGCUCUCGGGAAAGCAUGUUUGGGUACCAUGGACACGGCCCCUCCCCAUUUCUGCGCAUCACCCUGGCACUGCCCCGCCUUGUGGCCCCUGCCCGCCGCCUCCUGGAACAGGGCAUUCGUGUGCCAGGCUUGGGCACCCCCAGCUUCGCACCCUACGAGACCAACGUUGACUUUGAGAUCCGGUUCAUGGUGGACACAGACAUUGUUGGCUGCAACUGGCUAGAACUCCCGGCUGCAAAAUACACCCUGAGGCAAAAGGAGAAGGCUACAACUCUGUGCCAGCUAGAGGCAGAUGUGCUAUGGUCAGAUGUGGUCAGUCACCCCCCAGAAGGGCCGUGGCAGCGCAUCGCACCCCUGCGUGUACUCAGCUUCGAUAUUGAGUGUGCUGGCCGCAAAGGCAUCUUUCCUGAGCCUGAGCGGGACCCUGUGAUCCAGAUCUGUUCUCUGGGCCUGCGCUGGGGCGAGCAGGAGCCCUUUCUGCGCUUGGCACUCACCCUGCGGCCCUGUGCCCCCAUCCUAGGUGCCAAGGUGCAGAGCUAUGAGAAGGAAGAGGACCUGCUCCAGGCCUGGUCCAACUUCAUCCGCAACAUGGACCCAGACGUGAUCACUGGCUACAACAUCCAGAACUUUGACCUUCCAUACCUCAUCUCUCGGGCCCAGACCCUCAAGGUGCAGACAUUUCCUUUCCUGGGCCGUGUGGCUGGCCUCCGCUCCAACAUCCGAGACUCAUCUUUUCAGUCCAAGCAGAUGGGCCGGCGGGAAAGCAAGGUGGUCAGCAUGGUGGGCCGCGUGCAAAUGGACAUGCUACAGGUGCUGCUGCGGGAGUACAAACUCCGCUCGUACACGCUCAACGCUGUCAGCUUCCACUUCCUGGGUGAGCAGAAAGAGGACGUGCAGCACAGCAUCAUCACCGACCUGCAGAACGGGAAUGACCAGACUCGCCGCCGGCUGGCCGUGUACUGCCUCAAGGAUGCCUACCUGCCACUGCGGCUGCUUGAGCGGCUCAUGGUGCUGGUGAACGCUGUGGAGAUGGCGCGGGUCACAGGUGUGCCUCUCAGCUACCUGCUCAGCCGAGGCCAGCAGGUCAAGGUCGUGUCCCAGCUGCUGAGGCAGGCCAUGCGAGAGGGGCUGGUGAUGCCUGUGGUGAAGUCAGAGGGUGGCGAGGACUACACAGGAGCCACUGUUAUUGAGCCCCUAAAAGUAAGGCCCCAAGGCAGGGUAGGGGCGGGGUGGUGGGGGCUCCCAGCCCUGAUUCCUCCAGGCUUCUCCCCUCCCAGGUACUAUGAUGUCCCGAUUGCCACCCUGGACUUCUCCUCACUAUACCCGUCCAUCAUGAUGGCCCACAACCUUUGCUACACUACGCUUCUGCGGCCUGGUGCUGCCCAGAAAUUGGGCCUGACUGAGGAUCAAUUCAUCAAGACGCCCACUGGGGAUGAGUUUGUGAAGACAUCGGUGAGGAAGGGGCUACUGCCCCAGAUCCUAGAGAACCUGCUCAGUGCCCGGAAGAGGGCCAAGGCAGAGCUGGCCAAGGAGACAGAUCCCUUGCGGCGGCAGGUUCUGGAUGGGCGGCAGCUGGCGCUUAAAGUGAGCGCCAACUCUGUAUAUGGCUUCACCGGCGCCCAGGUGGGCAAGUUACCAUGCCUGGAGAUCUCUCAGAGUGUCACUGGGUUCGGGCGUCAGAUGAUUGAGAAAACGAAGCAAUUGGUGGAGUCUAAGUAUACAGUGGAGAAUGGCUACAGCACCAGUGCCAAGGUGGUAUAUGGCGACACUGACUCUGUCAUGUGCCGAUUCGGUGUGUCCUCUGUGGCUGAAGCAAUGGCUCUGGGGCGAGAGGCAGCAGACUGGGUGUCAGGUCACUUCCCAUCACCCAUCCGGCUGGAGUUUGAGAAGGUCUACUUCCCCUACCUGCUCAUCAGCAAGAAGCGCUAUGCAGGCCUUCUAUUUUCUUCCCGGGCGGAGGCCCACGAUCGAAUGGACUGCAAGGGCCUGGAGGCUGUGCGCAGGGACAACUGCCCCCUUGUGGCCAAUCUCGUCACUGCCUCACUGCGCCGCUUGCUCAUUGACCGAGACCCAGAGGGUGCUGUGGCCCAUGCGCAGGAAGUCAUCUCAGACCUGCUGUGCAACCGAAUCGACAUCUCCCAGCUGGUCAUCACCAAGGAGCUGACCCGCGCGGCAGCUGACUAUGCCGGCAAGCAGGCCCACGUGGAGCUGGCCGAGAGGAUGAGGAAGCGGGACCCUGGGAGUGCGCCCAACCUGGGUGACCGCGUCCCCUACGUGAUAAUCGGUGCCGCUAAAGGCGUGGCUGCCUACAUGAAGUCUGAGGACCCCCUGUUCGUGCUAGAGCACAGCCUGCCCAUCGACACACAGUACUACCUGGAGCAGCAGCUCGCCAAGCCACUACUGCGCAUCUUCGAGCCUAUCCUGGGCGAGGGCCGCGCUGAGGCUGUGCUGCUGCGAGGUGACCACACUCGUUGUAAGACAGUGCUAACAGGCAAGGUGGGUGGCCUCCUGGCCUUCGCCAAGCGCCGUGACUGCUGCAUCGGCUGCCGCACCGUGCUCAGCCAUCAGGGAGCCGUGUGCAAGUUCUGUAGGCCGCGGGAGUCUGAGCUAUAUCAGAAGGAGGUGUCCCACUUGAACGCCCUGGAGGAGCGCUUCUCACGCCUCUGGACUCAGUGUCAGCGCUGCCAGGGCAGCCUGCAUGAGGAUGUCAUCUGUACCAGCCGGGACUGUCCCAUCUUCUACAUGCGCAAGAAGGUACGAAAGGACUUGGAGGACCAGGAGCAGCUUUUGCGACGCUUUGGGCCCCCUGGCCCUGAGGCCUGGUGACCUCAGAAGCACCCAUCAGGGCUGGGCAGGGUAUGAGGAUUAUUUAAUAAAGUUGAGGUCUUU